Myripristis murdjan (pinecone soldierfish) is the source of this 1260-nucleotide messenger RNA. RefSeq names its product sodium/potassium transporting ATPase interacting 5 (gene nkain5). Bases 188 to 730 code for a protein of 180 amino acids. Gene Ontology annotation, biological process: regulation of sodium ion transport. Lineage: Eukaryota; Metazoa; Chordata; Actinopteri; Holocentriformes; Holocentridae. The record is from RefSeq and is a predicted model, not a curated record. The transcript is spliced from 6 exons.
AGUUGCAAGGCAGGCAUACGUGUUUUUCCUCUUAAUUCAUGUGGUUAAAGUGCGCGCUGCGUCCCCACACGUCUGGCAAUGGAACUAAGCUUCGCAGGUUUCCUCCCAGUGAUAGCGCAAUUAUAAAUCCAGCCUCCUCGCUGUUGUGAUCCAGUUGCCAAAGAGAGAGAGAGAGAGAAAAAAAAAGAUGGGGUGCUGCUCGGGACGCUGCAUGUUGAUCUUCAUAUGCUCUCUGCAGUUGAUAACUGCGCUGGAGAGGCAGGUCUUUGACUUCCUUGGCUACCAGUGGGCGCCCAUCAUGAUCAACUUUAUCCAGAUUAUCAUGGUCAUCCUUGGGCUCUUCGGUACCAUCCAGUACAGACCGCACUAUGUUAUUCUGUACCUGGUGUGGACGUUGCUGUGGGUUGGCUGGAAUGUCUUUGUCAGCUGUCUCUACCUGGACUUGGGAGGUCUUUCAAAGGACAGCGAUAUCCUCAGCCUGGGAGUGUCGUCUCAUCGCUCCUGGUGGAAGGAGAACGGCCCGGGGUGUGAGAGCAAGGGCCUCCCUGCCGCUGGUUGGCAGAGACAGGAGAACCCAGAGCUGAUCACCGUGCUGAGCUGCUGGCUGGAAUAUCAAUACAUAGAGGUCCUGCACUGCAUCGUGCAGCUCCUGGUAUCACUCGUGGGAUUUGUUUACGCCUGUUACGUUGUCAGCACUUUGUCAGAUGAGGAGGACAGCUAUUAUAAAUAAUAAGCCACAAACAGAGCAGCUGAGAACUGACUGAGAAGGAACAUGACGGAGGAAACGGAUGAAACAAUCGAAGAUUAUAAUUCCUUUUUUAACUAGAACAAGAGAGUUUAUAUUGUCAAUGUUUCAAUAUCUAUAAUUUAAGCUGAACCUCACUGUGCUGUAUAUACUGACUGAAGUCACCAGGAGACCUCAAGGGGAGAAUUUAAACCAAUGUUAAUUGUCAUUAUCACUGUAUGAAAAGUGUACUUAUGUUUCCCAGCCCUCAAGUAAAUUUAGUGUACCUGUGUCACUGUGUUGGAGUGUGUGUGUGUGUGUGUGUGUGUGUGUGUGUGUGUGUGUGUGUGAGAGAGAGAGAGAGAGAGAGAGAGAGUGAGAGAGAGGUGAUCUUUAUGGCACUCAGAGCUAUGUGAAACACAAAUGAUUUCAAAAUGUGAAUUCGUGAGCCUUUCUUUCUGAUGUCUUGUAAAAUGUUUUAAAUUAUUAAACACCUGUCGUUUGAGUUACAAUAAAGUGACACCUUUGCAGCUGUG